Messenger RNA from Eremothecium cymbalariae DBVPG#7215, 336 nucleotides. It is a transcript of the gene DMO2, whose product is annotated as Dmo2p. Lineage: Eukaryota; Fungi; Ascomycota; Saccharomycetes; Saccharomycetales; Saccharomycetaceae. Bases 1 to 336 code for a protein of 111 amino acids. The record is from RefSeq and is a predicted model, not a curated record. The transcript has a single exon.
AUGUCUAGUAAUAUAUUCGCAGUAUUCAAUCCACCUCCUACGAGGAAUCUUGAAGAUGAUGAAUCAAAGGAUUGUUUACCCUGUCAAAUUAUGAGCACUGUUUUUUCAGUUGGCUUUGGAUCAUAUCUAUUAAGUGGGAAGGCAUUUGAAUAUUCUAUGAAAGAUAAAAUGAAGGGUAUAACAGUAGAAGAAUUCAAUAGGAUGAAUCCUAAAUGGUGGCGGGUAUCAGUGAAGAAUCUGGGCGGAGCGUUUAUUAUCCUUGGAUUGGUUAGGGGUACGGAGGGAUGGCUUUGGACAACAAAAAAGCUUGAAACAGUGUUUUCAUCAAGUAAUUAG